This is a messenger RNA of Sceloporus undulatus (fence lizard), 1815 nucleotides long. RefSeq lists its product as uncharacterized. The record is from RefSeq and is a predicted model, not a curated record. The coding region runs from base 339 to 1277 and encodes 312 amino acids. The transcript is spliced from 7 exons. NCBI's taxonomy places the organism in Eukaryota, Metazoa, Chordata, Lepidosauria, Squamata, Phrynosomatidae.
GAUGAUGAUGAUGAUGAUGAUGAUGAUGAAUGUAAAUUUGGAGCCAAAGGUGCCAGCCCUGAAUCUCCCAAAGAAACCCAGGAGCCAAGAAUCCUGAGCCCCUUUUGGCCUGAGAAUAAUGAGCCUGCAACACUCCCUUUCCGCCACCAGAGGGCGCCCCAGGACAGGGAGUCAUCAUCAUAAUGCUAAGCAUUGGGCCGCAGUGCGCCUUUUGAGCCACAGGAGGGCGCCCGAGAGAGAACCAGGAAGGAGAGCACGAAAACGCCUGAGAGCCGGAGCGUAAUGGCGCUACGCUGAGCUCGCAAUGGCGCUUUCGCCUUCCUGCUCCCACUCCCAAAAUGGCGGCGGCUGCAGAGCCCUUCGGGGCCUUGGAGGAGGACACUUCCCAUCAUCCCCAGAAAGCGGGGGAACGCCCCCUGGAGCCCCAGCUCAAACGCUUUGGAAUGAAAAUACCAUCAUCCUCUGCAUUUCUGUCCGAAGACCCCAAACAGCCCUCCGAGGCGGACCCAGCAAAGUCCCUCCGAGAAACAAAAAAUGGGGUUGUCAACCAGACAGAGACGCCGCAAGAAAUGGGUAAAAUGGAGGCGACCUCGAAUUCGAGCCAAGCGCCGGAUCGAGGUCCGGAUGCCAUCGCAACGACGCCUUUUCGCCAAACCGUUGCAGAGAGCGUCACCGAAUAUAAGACCCGGAGGCUGGCCAAGCCCAGCAUCACCGUCCGCUCCGUCAACGGGACGUGCAACAUCAGCGCCAACUGCGUCGCCAACGGAGACGACGGAGACGUGCAUUAUCUCUGGUCACACACUGCGACUGACAUGAUCGUCUCCAAAAGCCCUGAAUUAUGGGUCACCCAGAAGCCCCCCGACGGCUCCUUGGACUUCGUUUGCACCGUGCGCAACGCGGCAGGUGAAAACGCCAGCGCUGUUUCGUUGAAGAAUCACUGCCACGAGCCGUCUUCCUUCAUUCAAGGGGCUUCUGGGUCUUUUUAUGCCAAGUAUUUGACCCCUCCGUUGGUGGUCCUUGUGCUGCUCUUCGCCCUUUUCUUCAUGUACAGAAGAAAAAGAGGAAUCGGAACCCGUAGCAGGACAGUCUCCAUCAACGAAUCUUCAGAUUCAGACGAAGAGGACUGUCCCCAUGCGGCCGAAACAGUGCGCCCAAACGUGCCCCCAGAGGCCUUCAAGCCAAUCCCCGAAGAAACUUUGCAAACGACGGAAGCACUGAACAGUGGCGACAGCGACGAAACCCUGGAUCUCCGGGAUCCGCACUCGAGACAGACCUGAUCAUGGCUUCGGUUCUGGUUUGGCCCCGCUUCACAUUGGUCCUCCGUGGAAACUUGAGGGCCACGUUUCCCAACUUUCUUUAUGACCCUUGCAUUUUAUCAAAUAUCAAAAUAUAUCUCGAAGGGGAUGUAGCUGGACUGCAAGUCCCAUUGGCCCCAACCAGUGUGAGGAAUAAUGGGAACUGCAGUCUGGCAUUUGGAUGAAUUGACCACAAUCCGUGAACGUUUUUGUAUUGAUUCUAGUUGUGGCCUGGAGUUUGUUUCGGGGCGGAUUUUUAAGCUGGUUAGGAACUGCAGUCCAUUAUUAUUAUUAGUAGUACUACUACUACUACUAGUAGUAUGUUUAAUAAAGGAAACCCACUUGCAAACAGUACUCCAAUGGAGAAACGAUCCUGCAUUGAUCCUCCAUAGCAAACCUCUUUGGCCACUAAAGGAAGAAAGGAGCGGAAACAAAUCCCUCCGAAAGAAAAGCAAAUGAGGAAAAAUAAAGUUCUAAAAGAUGUUCCUUUUAUUUAUUAUUAUUAUCAUUAUUUUUUUAG